Messenger RNA from Musa acuminata AAA Group (dessert banana), 1502 nucleotides. RefSeq names its product probable 2-oxoglutarate-dependent dioxygenase SLC1. The record is from RefSeq and is a predicted model, not a curated record. NCBI's taxonomy places the organism in Eukaryota, Viridiplantae, Streptophyta, Magnoliopsida, Zingiberales, Musaceae. The transcript is spliced from 4 exons. Bases 107 to 1237 code for a protein of 376 amino acids.
CCCUUCAUCGCAUUCCAUCCAUCUUCUUCCAGCACACUUGAUUGCCUUCUUUCUCUCUCUCAUACACACCCUGUCCAGGUUUUUCUCAAGCAGAAGAACCAAGGAAAUGGUGGCAAUGGACGUGGUGGUGGGGGCUGGCGGAAGGGAAGAAGAGACAGCUGAUGAAAACUACGUGAAGGGGGUAAGGCACCUGUGCGAGAGUGGCAUUUCGAGGGUCCCUGCCAAGUACAUCCUCCCUGUCCCGGACCGGCCUCAAGUUGCUCCACAUGAGAGGAAGGAUAACACUGGUUCCAAUCUAAGGCUGCCCGUGAUUGAUGUGGCUCGACUGCGUACGCCGGAUCGCGGUCGAGUUUUGGAGUGCUUGGAUAGAGCCUGCAGGGAGCAUGGCUUCUUCCAGGUGGUGAACCACGGCAUGAGCAGCGAAGCUCUACGGAGAAUAAUGGAUGUCGGGAGGAGAUUCUUCGGGCUCCCACUGGAGGAGAGAUCCAAGUACAUGACGAGCGACAUCAGGGGGCCGGUGAGGUACGGCACCAGCUACAACCAGAUACAGGACAGCGUGUUCUGUUGGAGGGACUUCUUGAAGCUCAGCUGCCAUCCACUGGAGGAGGUCCUCCCGUUCUGGCCCUCUGCUCCAAUGGAUUUGAGGGAUGAGGCGGUUUCAUAUGCUAAGCAAAUCAAAUCCUUGUUCUGUGAUAUCAUGGCAGCGGUCCUUGAGAUCCUGGGAGUGAACAGUGGCUACCUCGAGGAAUUCGAUGAUGGAACGCACCUCGUGGUCAUAAACUACUAUCCACCCUGCCCUGAACCCGAUCUGACACUCGGAAUGCCGCCCCAUUCCGACUACGGCUUCCUCACUCUCCUGUUGCAGGACGAUAUCAAGGGGCUCCAGGUUCAACUUCGCGGCAAGUGGAUCACCGUCGAGCCCAUUCCCAACUCUUUCGUGGUCAACAUCGGCGAUCAUCUAGAGAUAUUUAGCAACGGGAGGUACAAGAGCGUGCUGCAUCGCGUCGUCGUUAACUCGACGAAACCCCGGAUGUCGAUCGCGUCCCUCCACAGCCUCCCCUUCGCGAGCGUGGUCAGUCCUUCGCCGGAGCUGGUCGACCGGGAGAACCCGAGGCUGUACAAGGACACCGACUUCGCCGCCUUCCUUGACUACAUAUCCUCCCACGAGCCGAAGCGCAAGAGCUUCCUGGAGUCGAGGAAGUUGCCUCCCCAUGAGGUGCGGUCCAAAAGUCAAUGAGGUGCAGGCAUCUUCGGUGGCGUGAGAUGUCCGUAAGAGUCCAUGCAUUGUAACCUAAAUAUUUGUCGGGCAGUAUGUGUGUAGUGUAACUCGACUCAUCGUCCUCUUGCGCUGUACCUCAGCGUCGUAAGAAGUCAAAGAAGGCGGCACCCCCCUCCCCCCCCCCCCACGGAGAGGGCACAGAAGACAGCAUUCAUUUUUGCGUGUAAAAAUCUCCUGAUCAAGUGCACCAGAAAGCUUUAGUAGGUUGAACUCCUACAGCUCA